GCUUGCGCAAUAUGUUUUGCACGGCCCUGGCUCUUGGCAGUGUAUGUUUGGUAUUGUUGUCAUAUUAGGAGAGUGAAAGACGCAUUUAUUACCGGGGCCAUAACCGUGAACGUGUCGCAUGAGGUUAGUACAUGGGCCCCACCCUGCCAUGAGAGUGGACCACCAGGUCAGCAGCCCCCCCUCCUUCUGCAGUUGAUGGAUCUGCAGCUGGUCCAGAGAUGACAGACAGCGUCAGGGCCUUCCUCCAGAAUGUUGCGACGGGGAUCAAGGACUCCAUAUUGGGGAUUGGAACCAUCUCCAAGCUGGAUGCUCGCAUCCAGCAGAAAAGGGACGAGCAGCGGAGAAGGAGGGCCAGCGGGGCCCUCGCACAGAGACGGGCACAGAGUGAGGAACGCAAACCGGACAAUGAGCCUAGAGUAGCCAGCAGGAUAUUUCAGUGCUGUGCCUGGAAUGGAGGAGUGUUCUGGCUCAGUCUGUUUCUCUUCUACCGGGUCUUCAUCCCCCUGCUGCAGACCCUCACGGCAAAAAUCAUCGGUGACCCCUCCCUCCACGGCAGCGUGUGGUCCUGGCUGGAGUUCAUCCUGACCUCCGUCUUCAGCGCUCUGUGGGUUCUCCCUCUGUUCGUCCUUAGCAAGAUAGUGAACGCCAUCUGGUUCCAGGACAUAGCUGACCUAGCGUUUGAGGUGUCCGGCGUCAAAGCCCAGUCGUUCCCCAGCGUCAGUAAGAUCAUCGCCGACAUGCUGUUCAACCUGCUGCUCCAGGCGCUCUUCCUCAUUCAGGGGAUGAUUGUCAGCCUGUUCCCCAUCGACGCGAUCGGACAGAUGGUCAGUCUCCUCCACAUGUCUCUGCUCUACUCCCUGUAUUGCUUCGAGUAUCGCUGGUUCAACCACGGCAUCGAGAUGCACCAACGACUGUCCAACAUCGAGAGGAAUUGGCCAUAUUACUUUGGCUUCGGUUUACCCAUGGCUCUGCUGACCGCCAUGCCCUCCUCGUACAUCAUCAGUGGCUGCUUGUUCUCCAUCCUCUUCCCUCUGUUCAUCAUCAGUGCAAAUGAGGCAAAAACGCCAACAAAACUAUAUCACUUCCAGCUGCGGCUCUUCUCUCUGGUCGUGCUGAUCAGCAACAAGCUUUUCCACAAGACCGUCCACCUGCAGUCGUCUCUGACGCCGUCGCCCUCGUCCGAGAAGCUGGCCUCGCCCCACACCUCCCCGAACCGCCACAGACUGCUGCAGCACAGCCAGUGACGGAUCCACGCGGAGCACGGAACGAUGUCGACCAACGUUUGGCGAUUCCUCCAGAAGGGUUGACCUCGAAGAAGGCGACACGCAACGCAAGAUGAAGGGUUUACGUAGAUUAUCCGAUCUUCGGCGGUUGGGUUCGGUUUAAAUCCACGCCAGGCACAUUUUGACUCACGCUUCUCUCUUAACACGUUAUAGGAAUAUUUACAGCUGUAACUUUAUUUUGGUUUGGUCUUCUUUCUGCAUAGGUUUUUUUUUUGUUUUGUUUUGUUUUUUGUAUAAUGUGCCAUUUGAGUGACGCUUCGUAACAAAUACAGCACAAGAGACCAUAUAGUUUUAAUCUUAAGCAGAUAUACCUUAAAUAGACUUUUUCUCUCUUUGCAGGAGCAUUGAGAAGAAACGGCACAUUUAGGUUCCACCUGCAGCGUUUUGCUUAGUGCUGAGUCUUGCACAUGGAUGUCGAUAUCCGACGAGUUUCAUAAACAAAUCCUUUAAAAGGAGUGUUCUUCUUUUUUGUUUUUCCUUCCUACGUUGCAAUCUCAGAUCAAUUCAGGCGGCACCAUGUUGCUGUUGAUUACCUUUUAUAAGAAAUGGCCACUCUUGUGUUUUUUGGCUUCUCUUCCCCCAGAAGACCACCACUAUCUGUAGUAUAUGUAGUGACACCAGAGGGUGAAGGGUUAACCCCACUCCUUAAUGGUUGUGUGUCAUUGGCUGGUCAUAGUGAGACAACACUGCCAAACCACUGCAGUUCUGUUUUCUUUUCCACUUCAGGCACAACCAUGUGAAGCUCUAUAAUAAAGAGGCCUUUCUUUAGAAGUACCAAGUAGGUGAUCUCCAUCACUUAGCUAAACCUAUCCUACCCAGAAAGCUGAUGUCAUUAUACCUUAUCUGCAAAGAUUUUUUUUAUUUUUAUUUGAUUAUGGUGUACAUAAUUUUGGCACCUUCUUUCUUCAGACGCCCUAGCUCACUCUGUAAUCUUUUCUCUUUCAUUUAUCAAAAGCUCAUGGCUGUGGAUAGGGGCAAUGAUUUUGAAAAAGUGUGCAAUUCUGACAGGAGUAUAGUGUUAGUGAUUUUAUUGUUGUCGGGUUUUUUUUUCUUUUCUUUUUGUAAAAGUAACAUUUAAUUUCAAUAAAAUUUGGUCAGUAUUCAAUG
This is a messenger RNA of Poecilia reticulata (guppy), 2390 nucleotides long. RefSeq names its product EI24 autophagy associated transmembrane protein (gene ei24). Gene Ontology annotation, cellular component: endoplasmic reticulum. Gene Ontology annotation, biological process: macroautophagy. The record is from RefSeq and is a predicted model, not a curated record. Lineage: Eukaryota; Metazoa; Chordata; Actinopteri; Cyprinodontiformes; Poeciliidae.